AUGCGGGAUUGCUCUUAUGAACGGGACACGGGAAUCGGCAAUUUUGAGGAGCGGGAUUCGGGAAAUAAUCACUUAGACGAACCUAGAACUGGGAUGUCCGUUGACGAGGAUUUAUGAAGAAAUUUAUCUUCUCAGUCAUGAAAAGCACCAAGCACACAGGCUCUCUAGCAUUCAAGAGGCGGUCGGGCUGCUCAGCGACACUCUUAAGUUAUUGCGCGGGAAUGAAAAUUAG
Messenger RNA from Pocillopora meandrina, 232 nucleotides. Lineage: Eukaryota; Metazoa; Cnidaria; Anthozoa; Scleractinia; Pocilloporidae. The record is from the annotation of a GenBank genome assembly.